Molecule: messenger RNA, 2369 nt
Organism: Polyodon spathula (Mississippi paddlefish)
Lineage: Eukaryota; Metazoa; Chordata; Actinopteri; Acipenseriformes; Polyodontidae
Product: L-threonine 3-dehydrogenase, mitochondrial-like
Exons: 9
Coding region: 152-1273 (373 amino acids)
Biological process (GO): L-threonine catabolic process
Molecular function (GO): L-threonine 3-dehydrogenase activity
Source: RefSeq, a predicted model, not a curated record
GAUGCAAGAGUGAGCUGAAAUUAACACACGUGGUUGCUGGAAUAAGACAUACUGUCAGUUACAGUAUAUAGCAUUCAAGGAAAAGGGAAUCGAGCCUAUUCAUUUAUUUUGUAUUUAUACACGCUUCGAUUGACUCGUUUGGUAAGAGAAAAUGCCAGUUAUAAGGGCUCUGACUAAAGCUGCCAAGCAGGCACUUCUAACCCCAGGAUGCAGGCAUCGGACCACAGCAAUUGCUGUCCGGACGAUCAGCAUCUCUCCACGCCAGGUCACAUCGGAUGCCAGUUUCCACUCCGUUUCCUUCUCUGAGACUGAUCAUCCCAAAGUUUUAAUCACAGGUGGUCUCGGGCAACUUGGGGUGGGGCUUGCUAAGAUUCUGAGAAAACGUUUUGGCAACAACAAUGUAAUUCUGUCAGACAUCAGGAAGCCACCUAGCCAUGUCUUCCACAGUGGACCUUUUAUCUACUCUGACAUCUUGGACUAUAAGAACCUGCGUGAGAUUGUGGUGAACAACCGCAUCACCUGGCUGGUUCACUACAGCGCCGUUUUGAGUGCUGUUGGAGAAGCGAAUGUACAGCUGGCCCGGGAAGUCAACAUCACUGGUUUACACAAUAUUCUGGAUAUUGCCGCUGAACACGGACUGCGUCUGUUCGUCCCCAGCACCAUUGGAGCAUUCGGCCCCACCUCCCCACGAGACCCCACUCCUGACCUGUGUGUACAGCGGCCGCGCACGAUCUAUGGUGUCUCCAAGGUGCACGCCGAGCUCAUGGGAGAGUACUACCACCACAGGUACGGCCUGGAUUUCCGUUGUUUGAGGUACCCUGGCAUCAUCUCUGCUGACUCCCAGCCAGGUGGCGGCACAACUGACUAUGCCGUGGCCAUCUUCCAUGAUGCCAGCAAGAAUGGGAAGUUUGAGUGCAACCUGAAGCCAGGCACACGCCUGCCCAUGAUGUACAUUGACGACUGCCUGCGAGCCACGCUGGAGGUGAUGGAGGCCCCGACGGAGCAGCUCAGCAUGCGCACCUACAACAUCAACGCCAUGAGCUUCUCGCCUGAGGAGCUGGCUGCUGAGCUCAAGAAGCAGAUACCAGACUUCCAGAUCACCUACAACAUCGACCACAUCAGACAGGCCAUUGCGGACAGCUGGCCGAUGAACUUUGAUGACAGCAAUGCGCGCAAUGACUGGGGCUGGAAACACGAUUACGACCUCCCUGAGCUGGUAACGACAAUGCUCAACUUCAUCGGCUCUGACUCCCGCCUUGCUCACACCAACUAAACCACCGUAAAGGCCACAAUGAAGGAUAGUGUACAUAGUGUAAAGACUUAUCUUAAAAAAAAGAAAUGAUAUAUAUAUAUAUAUAUAUAUAUAUAUAUAUAUAUAUAUAUAUAUAUAUAUAUAUAUAUAUAUAUAUAUAUAUAUAUAUAUAGGCCUUGCUGUGUAAAUAGUAUUUUCUUCAUUCAGCAAAGGCUUUUGUAGUUUUAGUACUUCUAAGAAUUGUAAAUUUGUGGGAUAGCUGUGCACCAGUGCAACUUGUUCUGUGUCUUAUCUAGCUCUUCAUACCUACAACGCACUAGUCCAAGUAAAGAAAUCUGUAGCUAUUGGGUUAUAUUUGCAUUGGGGAUAUGCAUAUGAUUCUAAUACCAAUAUGUAUAUUCUGGAUGGUAAAGUGGUAUCUGCCCCCUCUCCCAACAAGUUUCUCAGUUUACCUCAAGGCAGCGGUCUUUUUAUUAUUAUUAUUUAUUUUUUUUGUGCAUGUAAUAAGACCUGGCUUCAAGUGUUGGCCACUCCAGAAAAUGGUUUGUUUUCUAAUUGAUUUCUGGUACAUUUUAUUUUUCAUAUUUAUUCUGGCUUUGGGCAAAUCUAUUCUGAAAGCAGAGAAGGAAAACUUACAGGUCUAUUUUAUGAUUACAUCUCAAUUAUACACAUUUGCAACCACAUGAUUUCUCUGUACAUUUAUUUAUUUCUGUUUUGCUAUUUUAGUAUGAACAUGUCAUGGUGUUAGUGCUUUUGAUAUUGCUGUAUGCAGUUUGAAGCAAGCCUCAUAAGAAAAUGUAAACAGUCUUGCUUGCCAAUAUUAACUGGGUAUGCCUAUGACAUACACAAUAGUUUAUCAGUACAAUCCUAAAGAAUGUAUUAUGCAACCACAAAAUACGUACCAAAACUCUACAGUAAAUGCAGGGUGCAUAGUAGAGAGAAACAUGCGAAAUAACGCUUUCUCAGGGCUUAUCUAGUCUGAUGCCAAAUAAUUGUUGCAGAUAAUUUAUUUUUUUUGAGUUAACCAUUCUCUCUAAGAAAAGUAUAUUAAGCAGGUAGUUCCUCAGAUUACUUUUUUGAUCGCCCAGGAAAUUAUAGGAGAGGCAAUAGGCUAACU